AGGUAGGACAAUGAUUCGUUGAGCAGGAACUCAGUCUCUCCCCCGUUGGCUGGGUUGUACACGUCAGCAGUCAAUAAGUUGUAGUCUUAGAUGUAUCAUAGUCCUAUCAUCCUCUUCCUGGUAUGAGCCUGUUGACACAGUACACCUAGUUUGGGUGGUAAAAACAAGCGGCUGGAGCGAGUAUUUGGCAAACUCCACGGCUUUCAUGUGGACAGACAGUCCAACGAGAGGAGAAGCAGCUAUCAAGAAACGUUUGACACUUGGUUUAGGACACGCGUCACGCGACGUUGGACUGUUAAGAACAAAAGUUGGAGUUGCACUGCACGGGGAAGCAGUGUUGCAAACGAGUUUACAAUGAAGGCUCGUGCGAUAAGGUGAAUGAAAGCCGUCGCUGUUGUUUGCCAAGGUCUGUUUUUAAUUUGAGAAAAUGAGGUUUCGGCUGCUCAAAAGGAAUCUGCUCGUGCUGCUGGGUGUUUCCUUCGUGCUCGUGACGCUCCUGUCUUUAACACGUGUGUUGUUAGUGUCCGAUGAUGACACAGCUGGACUUAAAAAUGACGUUCAGGUAAAUCAGGGCAUGCAAGUUUUUGACACGGUGAAGUUUAACUUUAAUUCGCUUCCAGAAUUGACUCAGUCCGUUUACAGUGCCAAUUACAAGCAGUGUGUUCACAAUGCGGACAAGUUUCCAGGGGAGCCUCAGCUGGUGCUGGUUGUGCAGGUCCACAACAGGCCUGAAUACCUCAGACUGCUCAUCAAGUCACUGGAGAAAGCUGCUGAGGUCCACAGCUUCCUCCUCAUUUUUAGCCAUGACUACUUUUCAGAGGAAAUCAACGCCAUUGUGCAAGGGAUAACUUUCUGCAAAGUACUGCAAAUUUAUUUCCCUUUCAGCACCCAGCUGUAUCCCAAUGAGUUUCCUGGGAAUGAUCCACGAGACUGCCCCCGAGACAUAUCCAAGGACAACGCUCUGAAAACAGGAUGCAUCAACGCAGAACACCCUGACUCCUAUGGACACUACAGAGAGGCCUUCAUCACUCAAACCAAACACCACUGGUGGUGGAAGCUGCACUUUGUGUGGGAGCGAGUGCAGGUGAUGCAGGGCUACAGCGGCUUUGUGGUCUUUCUGGAGGAGGACAAUUACAUCUUACCUGACUUUUUCCAUUUCUAUAAAUUAAUGAUAGAGUUCAGGAAAAGCAGCUGCCCAGAUUGCGACAUGCUGGCUUUGGGUAACCACAAUGACCUGACUGAUUUUACCAGGCUGUCCAAUAAGGUGUUGACCACUGGAUGGUUGUCCACCAAACACAACAUAGGCAUGGCUAUCUCCAGGGAGAUGUACUACAAACUAAUGGGCUGUAACAAUGAGUUUUGCACCUACGAUGACUACAACUGGGACUGGACUCUGCAGCACCUCUCAGGAACCUGCAUAUCGAAGCCUGUCAAAGUGCUUGUGGCACAGGGCUCCAGGGUCCUCCACACAGGAGACUGUGGCCUUCACCAGAAGGAGAACUGCAGGCCAGAGUGGGCCUCACAGAAGGUUGAGGAGAGCCUUAAAACAGGCAAGGACAGCCACUUCCCUCCUUCUCUUGUCCUUAGUGGUGCAGAAGCAGUGGAGCACAAGGCGCACAUGAAGAACGGAGGAUGGGGAGAUGUUCGAGACCAUUUUCUAUGCAAUAACUACGCCACACGCCUUUGAACUAUAUCUUUUCUCCAAGUAAUAUGGGGAAAAAAUGUUAAUUGGUAUUCUGCAGAUGUGCCAUUCAUACGUAACUUUUCAGGGUUUUGGAGUCUGCAGUUUUCACUUGGAGUGUACUAAUUUUCUCUCCUAGCAAGGUCUUCCAUGAAAAAGGACCAAUUCAAGUCCAAGAAUGCUGCAUGCACACAGCUAAACUUGUCUUUUGUUUUUAAUCACCAAAGCUGCACAAUUGCCAAAGACUUUCUUGAUACUUGUGUUGUGUAUAAUGCAAGCUGUUCAAUAUCCUGCAACCAGGUUUGUUUAUCUCUGAAUGUCUUUCAAGCCAAAACAUUAGAUUAGAUUUAUUGCACAGUGAUGGGAAGUAUGUCAUAGUGUGCAUAGACACACACUUAUUUGCAAUUUUAUUUGCAAAUAUAUUUCUUUGACUGAGAACAUUGCACAGGAUGUUGUUUUAGUCACAAAGUUCAAUGUGCUGGUGUGUUGUGAAUGUCUUGCAUUGCUUUUGUGAACCAUUCAGCUGUGAUGCUUUUUACAUGUGCUUUUUAUGGUACAAUUUUAAGUGCAACAAAAAAAAGGCUCAUGUAAUGUACAGACUUACAAGUUCAAUCAAAAUGUGCAUGACAAUCUUAAAUAUAACAGGAAAGUAGUUUAUUUAGAAAAUGUUUCUUUGAAGUUGACUGUUUUGAAUGGAUAGUUUUAAUUUUUGGAAGUGGGGUUGUAUGACGUACUUAUCCAUCGUCAAUUUCUUAGCUAUAGUAGAAGGUGGUCAGCAUGUGGAAUGGAAUGGGAUGGAAGUUUAUCAAUGCACUGAUGUUGAUGGGGGGCCAGCAAUAAAAUGUAUUUUAGCCACCUAAAAGAAGUCCCACUUAACAAAAAUCAGUGUCAGUUUAAGUGUAUGCUCUGUUAAGAGUAUUUUACGGGAGAAGGGGGAAGUGAUGCUUCCAUAUCACUCUUUCCAAAGUUUAUGCAUCACCUGAUACUGAUUUUUUGUCUAGGUGGCUGAAAUACAUUUUGCUGCUGCUUCAUCCACAGCAGUACAUUGCUUAGAUCAUGGCGGUACUCCUGUCUGCUUCGUCAAACCGGGGGCAUGCUGACUGACAUCUACUGUGUAUAUUGAUGAGUACCUCUUGCAACCCCACUUCAAAAAAAUCCAAACUAUCCUUUUUAAUGUCAGAAUAAUUUCAAGCACAACAUGGAAUUUGUGUUACCACAUGUAACCUUCACUUUCUUACUGUUAGAACCAGGGGUAUUUUCUUUAGAGGUGAGGUCAGCUGACAUCACUUAUUUAAUCAGUCUCCUACUCCCCACUGUAUUGACCCCUGGUCGCAACAAGAGGACUGGCUUGAUAUUGAUUUUUUUCCUCUUUUGGUUGUGACUCUAUAUUUGCGUUCUAAUUGGCCUUUGACCUUUUGGAGUCUUGUCCAAGAUCUUUUGUUGUGCAAACACCAGGGUUGUCUGUGACUCUGGGUUAGGGUUGAGAUGGGAUUUUAUAUAAAAGUGUUGCGGUUCCUUUUCUGACAUUUAUUCAAUAGUUGGUGAAACUUUUUAUUUGUGUCCCAUUAUGGCUGAAGUUGCCUUAUUGCAGUGGGAAACAUGGAGAGUUAACUCAAGCAUAUUGAUGAUGAUAUUGCCUUAAAACUGACCAAAACUGCCUUUCGAUCAUUGCCCUGUGCCUAAACUUGUUUUAAAUGAGACUUUUAAAGGUGCACUGAUAACAUUGUUUUUGCCCAAAUGCUACUUAUUAGUACUUAAUUCCUUUGUCAGUGCUUGUAGUUCACCUGAGGUAUAUUUUUGCAGUGUCUUUCUUUAUUGAAUGUGAAUGUUAAUUUCACAGAACUAUUCUUUAUACAUCAGAUAAAAUAAUUGCAUCUCUUUGGUGUCCUGCUGAUAAUGGGUGACAGCAGCUUCACAUAAGUUGUUUAAUCUGAUAUUGGUACACCUCAAUGUGCCUUAUGGAGAUUCCUGGGAAAUAAAUAUGAAAUGAAUGUGUAAUGAAAUUAAUAAUCUUCUAUUUUAUGUUAUAAAGCACAGUCAGUUCUUAAUGAACAGGACAAAGAUGGCCGAACACACAAAGAUUUACUUUGUAAAAUGACUUUCACUGAGGUGUGUGUGUAUGUGGGUGGUUGGUGUGAUGUACAGUUCUUGAGAAUGAGAUUUUUUUUUUUUUGCCUGUUUUCUUUCUGAUAAUCACUUGAAAUAGCUGACCUUUGUUCACUUAAUGUUUGCCAAAUGGGAAAAAGAAUAAAAGGCUGAACUUU
Molecule: messenger RNA, 3945 nt
Organism: Epinephelus moara (kelp grouper)
Lineage: Eukaryota; Metazoa; Chordata; Actinopteri; Perciformes; Serranidae
Product: alpha-1,6-mannosyl-glycoprotein 2-beta-N-acetylglucosaminyltransferase
Exons: 2
Coding region: 428-1687 (419 amino acids)
Biological process (GO): oligosaccharide biosynthetic process; protein N-linked glycosylation
Cellular component (GO): Golgi membrane; Golgi stack
Molecular function (GO): alpha-1,6-mannosylglycoprotein 2-beta-N-acetylglucosaminyltransferase activity
Source: RefSeq, a predicted model, not a curated record